This is a messenger RNA of Lagenorhynchus albirostris (white-beaked dolphin), 2834 nucleotides long. It is a transcript of the gene ACOX3, whose product is annotated as acyl-CoA oxidase 3, pristanoyl. The record is from RefSeq and is a predicted model, not a curated record. Bases 93 to 2003 code for a protein of 636 amino acids. The transcript has 14 exons. Gene Ontology annotation, cellular component: peroxisome. Gene Ontology annotation, molecular function: FAD binding; pristanoyl-CoA oxidase activity; fatty acid binding. Gene Ontology annotation, biological process: lipid homeostasis; fatty acid beta-oxidation using acyl-CoA oxidase. Lineage: Eukaryota; Metazoa; Chordata; Mammalia; Artiodactyla; Delphinidae.
AGUGCGGAAGGCAGGGCCUGUCUGCGGCUGCGCGCGCUCUUCUUCGUCUGGGACUUCGGUCUGUGUCCCGGGGACGAGCGGUGGCGGGAGCAAUGGCGCCCCUUGGGGAAGGGAGCGAUGACCCCGUGCUGCCAGACCUGCCCCGGGGGCCCCUGCAUGCGGCCCGUGCCCGCGCCUCCUUCCCCUGGAAGGAAUUGGCUCUGUUCUGGGAAGGGCCGGACAUGCUGCGCUUCAAGAAAAACAUCUUCUCGGCGCUGGAGAACGACCCCCUCUUCGCCCAUCCCCCCGGCAGUCUCUCGCUGGAGAAGUACCGGGAGCUGAACUUCCUGCGCUGCAAGCGGGUCUUCGAAUACGACUUCCUCCGCGUGGAGGACUUGCUGGGGAGCCCGCUGAGGGUGCUGGCGCUGAUCCAGUGCCUGGGCAUGUACGACUGGUCCCUGGCCACCAAGUUCUUCCUGCACACGCUGACCUUUGGAUCGGCGAUCUACAGCUCUGGUUCUGAAAGGCAUUUCAAAUAUCUUCCAAAGAUCUUCAAUAUGGAGAUUUUUGGAUGUUUUGCUCUGACUGAAGUGAGUCACGGGAGUAAUACCAAGGCCAUGCGGACGACCGCACACUACGACCCCACCACUGAGGAACUCAUCAUACACUCCCCUGAUUUCGAAGCCGCCAAGUUCUGGGUUGGCAAUCUGGGCAAGACGGCUACGCACGCGGUGGUGUUUGCUCAGCUGUACACGCCGGGGGGCCAGUGCCACGGGCUGCACCCCUUCGUCGUGCAGAUUCGGGACCCGAAGACCCUUCUUCCCAUGCCAGGGGUGAUGGUUGGCGACAUCGGAAGGAAGCUUGGACAGAAUGGUCUGGACAACGGAUUUGCCAUGUUCCACAAGGUCAGGAUUCCUCGCCAGGACCUGCUGAACCGCUCAGGAGAUAUCACCCCCGAGGGCACCUACGUCACCCAUGUUAAGGACGCCAGGCAGCACUUCAGCGAGUCCCUGGGCAGCCUGUCCUCCGGCCGGGUCGCCAUCGCGGGCAUGUCCGUCGUGAACCUAAAGCUGGCCGUGUCCAUAGCUCUGCGUUUCUCAGCCACCAGGCGUCAGUUUGGACCAACAGACGAGGAGGAAGUACCGGUGCUGGAGUAUCCGAUGCAGCAAUGGCGUUUACUUCCGUACCUGGCCGCAGCCUAUGCCUUGGACCACUUUUCCAAAUCUCUCUUCCUGGAUCUGGUGGAGCUUCAGCAAGGCCUUCUGGGGAAAGACCGGAGCGCCAGGCAGGCAGAGCUGGGACACGAGAUCCACGCCUUGGCGUCAGCCGGCAAGCCCCUGGCCUCGUGGACGGCCCAGCGCGGAAUCCAGGAGUGCCGGGAGGCGUGCGGAGGACACGGCUAUCUGGCCAUGAACCGUCUGGGAGACCUCAGAGAUGACAAUGACCCGAACUGCACAUACGAAGGCGACAACAACGUCUUGCUGCAGCAGACCAGCAACUACCUGCUUGGGCUGCUGGUGCGCCGGGACCAAGACGGUGCCCGCAUUGAGAGCCCGCUGAAGACCGUGGACUUUCUGGAAGCCUAUCCCAACCUCCUUGGCCACAGAUUCGAGGGUUCCAGCCCUGAGGACUGUUUGGACUCCUCAGGUCGCUGGGUCCUCCGGGUGAAGGAGCCGCCCCCUCCCUUACUCGGAGGAUGGAGAGCAUGUGACACAUCGCAGCAUCAGCAGCUGCGGGCACUGGGCGUGCCGUCUCUGGGGGACCCCGCCGGGCUGCACCGCUGCUCACGUCUCCAGGAGAGGAGACCACGGCUGCCCAGUCCACCCCAGUGCACCCCAGUGCAUGUCAGCGGCCAGAGCAGGUGUCAGACCCGGGCUGGGCUGACUUGCCAGCCAUCUCUCCUCCACCUUCUUCAUCACCAUCAUCAUCCAGAAACACUGCUGCUAGUAACUGCUUCGUCUCCCUCACCACACUUCGUUACAGCUUUUCUGACAAUAACGCACCUCCUUUAUCUCCCUUCUUAAAGUGCUAAGAGGACACAGGGACACACUUGAAGAUCUCUUUCUGAUGCUUACAGAGCUCCCCAAAUGUUGCUCCAGGAAGCCCCCAGAAAUGACCUAAUCAUUCUAAUAACAUCAACCCCACCGGAAUGUUUUCCCCUAAUACUGUCCCCCACUGUAAAAUCAGAACGUAAGCACGUGGUCUGCCAGCUUCGGGAGGUGUCCGCUGUGCCCGCUGUGCCCUUUCCCCGCUCGCUGGAGCUGUGGACGCAGGAGCUGUGUUGCGCGCCGGCCAUCAGGAAGCACGCCAGGGCGGCGUCAUCUGUUUUUCCUGUGGGUGCUCUAAUUUCUGCUCGUUCCAACAAAGUGAAAACAUUUUCUGGAGCAAAGAACGCAAACAAAAUUCAUUUGACAAAAGGGGCUUGGCAUCCAACACUGACGGUCGGGAGCCCACAGCCAGCCGUUCGUCUCCAGGGCAUUCGAUCAUGAAAUCCCACACCUCGGGGCCGGCCUUUGUCUCAGCUGCAUCUUGGGUAAAAAGUCCAUAAAUGACAUAUGACCCUGGGGCUCUGUAGGGCUGGACACUCAAGACCUUUCAGGUAUUGAGCGAGGGCUGUCUGCAAGGUCAGGAGAUUUUUCCUCCAGGGAUUAAAAGGUUUGUUUGGAGAGGGAGGGGCCGGGUGGGGCAGCUCUCUGUCUGCUUCCUCUGAUUUAUGUGCUGAGGAUGCGUGUGUGCUGAGGAUGGGUUUAACAAAUGGUCCUGAGUGUUGAGGAGCUGCACGUCGCUGAAUAACUGAGGCCCAGUUUUUUCCUUUAGUUGGCUUAUUUGCAAAAAUAUUAAAUAGUUGGAGUUCA